AUGGCGCUAUUUAUGCACAAAUAUAUUAAUAAUAUAGUUGAUGUGGGUACCGACGAUAAUUGUGGAUAUCGGGCCGUUGACGGUUUGCUCGGAAAAGGAGAAGAAAAUCUCACUCUUAUUCGACAGGCACUUAUUUCGGAGUUGACUUCGCAUAGGGGCAUAUAUGGCCGACUUUAUGAGAAACAAGAAAACUUUGAUAAAAUUCAUGAUUCCCUUGUUCCAUCACUAACCGGUCAUGCACUGGUUUCAAAGUGGAUGUCAUUCCCUGAGAUGGGCCAUCUUAUAGCAAGUGCGUACGACCGGGUGUGUGUCGAUUUGACGAGAUUUGGAUUUUCGGAGACAAUUUUUCCGCUUCAUAGUCACCCACCUUUGGACACGUCCGGCCGCAUCAUUUGUAUCGGGUAUCUAAGAUUGCGCCACUUUGUGCAAGUUUUUUUCGAAAUCGAGGCGUCCUAUUCCGGCUACUUCUUGUCAGUGGACGACACAUCAUACAAAAGAGGCGGACGCUUGGCCGAAUCCUUUUUUUGA
This is a messenger RNA of Vicia villosa (hairy vetch), 528 nucleotides long. RefSeq lists its product as uncharacterized. The transcript has a single exon. Bases 1 to 528 code for a protein of 175 amino acids. The record is from RefSeq and is a predicted model, not a curated record. NCBI's taxonomy places the organism in Eukaryota, Viridiplantae, Streptophyta, Magnoliopsida, Fabales, Fabaceae.